Phasianus colchicus (ring-necked pheasant) is the source of this 3714-nucleotide messenger RNA. The record is from RefSeq and is a predicted model, not a curated record. NCBI's taxonomy places the organism in Eukaryota, Metazoa, Chordata, Aves, Galliformes, Phasianidae.
CAGGUGAAGGCAGUUCAGCUGUGUGAGUGGAAGUGGUGGAGCCUGGCUGCACCUCUCUUAAACCUCAUUUAAGGGCAGUGGGGAAGGGUCUCCUCUCUGUGAGCCAAGAUCUUUGAGGCAGGUGAGCACCUUUGCGUUUCCUGUGAAAUACCAUCCUGUCUGUGCUGGUUCCUUUGCUGUUACGUUCCUGUACUGCCCUUCCACCCUAUUAAUUUUUCUGAUUGUAACAUCUGGUUACUGGUGUUUGGCUUCUGUGCUUCAUAAUGAAAACAGAUUUUUCUAAUAAACUGUGAGGUGUGUUGUGUUUUAGAAGAACAGUGCCUGUUCAUCAGUUGUAUAUUACCAUCAAUUAAAAAAAAAAAAACCACAGAAAAUUCAAUAAUACCUGAUAUUAUUAUUACCAGCCUGUAAACUGCUGACAGUGCUGUGAAUUUUUGCAGCAGUGCCUUCUGUCUGUUGGGAGGUUGCUGUCUUUUCCUUGGAUAGCAGUGUGCUCCCCCUAGGAAUCAUGCCAGCUCCCUUCUUGCUCUUGGCCAACAGGGCAGCAGUGCUGAAAGGAGCCAGGAGGAACUGCUCUGCUGCAAUGAGAGCAGAUACAGGAGGGAAUCAGUAAUGAUUGCUAACCUGUAGAGCAAUCUGUUAGCAACUGGCUUUCAUCUCAAAAUUAAUAUUGAUAAAAGCUUAAGUUCUCUGAUAUCCUGGAUACCGGUUUAACUGAUAAAGCAGCCAAUUCACUGAUAAUGUUGUUUAAGUAGUAGUGAAUGAUUAAAGCGGCAGGAUCUGGAUUCUGUGCAAAUAAAGUAGUGUGGAAAUUAUUGAUAGCAUGCACAAAAAUGAGUGCAAUAAAAUAAUAAGUACCACAUGUUAUCUUGUUUUUGCUGUCAAUACAUUAUUUGUUCAGGUAAAGUGUGGGUAGUGUCUGAUUGACAGCAAUAAUUAGUUUUUGUUAAGUUUGGUAAAAACCCAUCUGCCUGAAUGUGCUGUUUCCUAAAUACCACAUGUAGUACAACAGGGAAGGGAAGGUGGUCACAAACUUGGUCUGAUGUGUCCCCGUCCAAAGCUCUGCUGACACUUAGAUUAGAAUACUGACCUUUGAGUUGAGCUCACAGAACAAAUGUUCUGUUAAUAAAGAUAUUUGAACUUGCUUAGUACUGAGUUGACAUCAGAUCUUUGUAUUUGAAAGUUACAGCUGUGGGAGAAACCCCAAAGCAGUCGGUGAUCCCAUGGGCUGGAUCUGAUAUGCUGCCUGGGCCAUUGGGAAGGGUUGUCGGAUACCCUGUGUGCUGUUAUGUAAACACUUUCUUUACAUAGAACAAACAAAAAUCCAGGGAGUGGUUUGAACCUUCUCUAUCAUUUUACGUAGCUCAGGCUCUGUAUCUACAAUUAAAGGCUGUGCUAUAGCCUUUUUUUUUAAUGCCUUUAAAAGCACACAACUGCAAUGUGGGCUUCGCUGUGAAUAACUUAACCUAGAAAUUAGUGGGACGGAAGGUCUGAUCCUGUUCCUGCUGGCUGUCUGAGAGCACGGACUCUGUGCUGGGAGCAGGCAGGCUGCUCAGGGCGCUCACAGCGUGCUGUGCAUCGCCGUGCUGCUGAGCGUGAGAAAGCAGGCAGGGAUGUUAUGGUGCAAUUCCAGGACAGCUUUUGGAGCAGGCCGUUCAGUGCUGACUAAAGCCUGUCUUGAAGAACAGGAGGAGGAGCCCACAUGAUUUGCCUUGUAUUAUGUGCUGCUUUAGCUGAUGUGGGGCAGCUCCCUUCUCCACAAGGUCAGAAGAAGAGCGUAGGCAGAGGAUGGAUGCCUCUUCUUCCAGUCGUGCUGUGUUCCGAAUGUCUUCACCUGCUGAUGAGCUAUGAAAGUUACCCUCUUUGUGCAAGGUGACAGUUGUGUAGGUUUGGAUUCAGUAUUAUUUGCACACGUGUGCACAGGUAACCUCUGUAGGUGGUUAGGAAGGCUGGCUGCAAAGGAGGGUUUAAUAUUCCCAGUUUUCCAGAUGCAGCUGAACUGCUUCUCUGCAGUGGGACAUCACUGUAGUGGAACGGCCUUGGACACUUCAUUGAAGCUGAAUAAUUCCAGGGGACGAGGCUGGCUUAUAUGUUAUUUGUGUGUUGCAGGCGUAAUUACAGCAGACUUUCUAUCAGGAUUAUUUCACUGGGGGGCAGAUACCUGGGGAUCUGUGGAGCUACCCAUCAUUGGAAAGGCUUUCAUCAGACCAUUUAGAGAACAUCAUAUUGACCCUACAGCAAUUACCAGGCAUGAUUUCAUAGAGACCAACGGAGACAACUGCUUCAUGACGUUGGUCCCAUUGGCAAACAUGGCAUACAAAUUUGUUUCCUUUUCCCCAGAAGCAUUGUAUGAAACAUGUCCUUGGGAGUGCUAUGUCUUUGCCCUUAUCAUCUUCAUAACCAUGACGAACCAGAUUCACAAGUGGUCUCACACGUAUUUUGGUCUUCCACGCUGGGUCAUCUUUCUACAGGACUGGCAUGUUAUCCUGCCUCGGAAACAUCACAGGAUUCACCAUGUGUCUCCACAUGAGACAUACUUCUGCAUUACAACUGGUUGGCUGAACUAUCCAUUAGAGAAGAUCGGAUUCUGGAGGUGUUUGGAGAACAUGAUCCAAGGACUUACCGGGGAGAAGCCAAGAGCAGAUGACAUGAAAUGGGCUCAGAAAAUUAAAUAACUUUUGCCAGCUGUCUGCAGUCCUUACCUUUGUUGCCAAUUUUUUUUUUUAAAGAAGCCAUCAGCCAAAUUCAAGACCUGCAAAGAAAUAACAGACUCUAAAGCACAAACUAAGAAGUGCUAACAGACUGUAAUUUAAAGAACUAAUUCUUAAAACAAUACUUGAAGAUGAUUACUUUUACUGAGCACCUUUUGUUUAGCCAAGUCGCUUACAUCCUAGAAAGUACUUCAUCACUGUAUUUUGUAAAGCUGUCAGGCAAGCCAGAAGGCAGGACAGUUACUUCAUUGGUACGUGGUGGCUUUGUAAACGUGUUGUAUCAACAUUAUUUAACACUUCAAAAAUAGCUUGUUGCCUACAACCUUUGGGGGGAAUGGUGACCACAGUUUGUCACUUCAUGUUUGAGUCCAAAUAACACUGCAUGAAAACAGUGUGUCAGUACUGGAAGCCUAUAAAAUCAUCACUGUUCAAUGCACUCUUUGUUUGGUAAACUUGCAGCUCCAUCUUUGCUAUCAUGUUAAAUCUAAUUGAUGUAAUGUGGAACAGAACUUUGAGUAUCCCACUCCACCAGUGGGUCAUGAAUCCUUAAGUGUCCUCAGUUUCCCUUAACAUAAAAUUGUUCUACUCUCUACGUGAAAUUGGGCAAACCAUUUCUGUAUAAGCCUUCAGUAGUACCUUAACAACUGCCUGAGGAGAGGGAGGGCACAGCACAUGCUUGCAUUUGUUUGUGUGGAGUGCUCACUGCUGAGCCUUCUAUUAAGUGUUUCCUACCCUGACAAUAAAUGUUUGAAAUAGUUAUAGCAUUGGGCACAUUGCAAAUAGCUGUAUUCAAGAGCUCAAGGUAUCAAACUUGUAAUGUUAGAAGGGAAACGUCAAUGACUGAUGUUUUGUUCAUAUUUUUUUUAAGGUGCUUGCUUGUUUCUGUAAAUAAUAUAAGGCCUUAAUCUCUUCUGGUGUAACGGAAUAAUAUUUUAAUGUGAUGUUUGAAUGUAUAUAAUAUAUUUAUAACAGAGCAAUUGGAUAAUACUAAUCAUAUUUGUUA